Molecule: messenger RNA, 1149 nt
Organism: Crotalus tigris (Tiger rattlesnake)
Lineage: Eukaryota; Metazoa; Chordata; Lepidosauria; Squamata; Viperidae
Product: Bardet-Biedl syndrome 4 protein homolog
Exons: 5
Coding region: 786-1115 (109 amino acids)
Biological process (GO): cilium assembly; protein localization to cilium
Cellular component (GO): ciliary basal body
Source: RefSeq, a predicted model, not a curated record
CUCCAUAAGAAUUAAACACUGUUGAGAAAGACUGUUAGUUGUGCAGCUCAACCUCAGCAACUUUAAAGAUACGGAUUUCAACUCCCGAUUUACCGGUUGCGGAAUUCUGGGAGUUGAAGCCCACCUAUCUCAAAAGUUGCCAAGUGUGCAAAAGUGAUAUAUAAGGGCAUCCCAAUGUUAGCGGCUUUAGCAGCUCUUUGCAGAAAUCUGGAAAUCCCAGUGCAAUUUUUAAUAAAAGUAUUUAAAAAAAAAAAAAAAGCAACACCGCUGGAAUAUGCAAGGAUUUUAGACCGCCCUGGUGGAGCCAUAAAAAUGCAAAAUAAGCCACAGAGGAAAACUCAGUCCCUCAAACUAGCAGGAUCCCAAAAAAAGGGCAAGGCAAAUGAUUUCUAUCUGCAAGGCAGAUUCUUGAUAAUUUAUUUCUUCCCCCCCCCUCUGGCUCUUUAAAAUAGUUCGCUCCCCGCUUAUUGUCGCGGGCCACCAAUCUCGGUGGGCGAGUCUAAGUGUCAAAAAUGGGGGGGGGAGAGAAUCUGAAGAAGCCAGCCAAAUUCUGGAACCUCAUCCCUUCCUCGAGCCCUCCCUAAUCCCGGCCGAGUCUCGUGACGUCACUUCCGUUCUCUCCACACGACGCCACAGCCCGCUUCAGGGUUGGAGUUUAGAGGGACCGGAAGCUCUGUUACCGUGGCAACAAGAUACCCGGGCGCCCUUUCCGUCGAUUACUUCCGGGGUGGCUGGUCACCUAGGCAACGGACAGCUGGCGGAGGCUUGCUGGGAGCUGAGGCGCCAUGGCGGAGGUGACGGCUCGGCCGACUGCAUCAGCAGCAGCAGAACUUCCCAGAGCCAGAUCAGGAAGAGGGCCCGACCUUCCCAUUCUGGAGAAGAGGAACUGGCUGAUCCACUUGUACUACGUCCACAAAGAUUACGAUGCAUGUAAGAUUGCUAUCAAAGAGCAACUGCAGGAAACCCAAGGAAUGUGUGAAUACGCCGUCUAUGUUCAAGCUUUGAUCUUUCGCUUGGAAGGAAAAAUUCACGAAUCUCUGGAGCUUUUCCAGACUUGUGCUAUUCUCAGGCCUCGAUGUGCAGACAACCUCAAGCAGGUGGCCCGUUCCCUGUAAGUAUCAUUUUAUUCUUCCUAUCUAAGACAAGAGU